Molecule: messenger RNA, 2677 nt
Organism: Musa acuminata subsp. malaccensis (wild Malaysian banana)
Lineage: Eukaryota; Viridiplantae; Streptophyta; Magnoliopsida; Zingiberales; Musaceae
Product: protein MALE DISCOVERER 2
Biological process (GO): protein phosphorylation
Molecular function (GO): ATP binding; protein kinase activity; protein binding
Source: RefSeq, a predicted model, not a curated record
ACCUUUUCCCUUCACCUUUUAUCUCCUCGUUCUGAGAGAACAUACUUUUUGGGACGCGAAAUUUCUUGCGCUCGAAGCAUUCCCGGAUUCUGUCGUUCCUCUUUUUCUCAGGUGAGUUCGCAAGUUGAUGGACUUCGGAUUGAAGAAUUCGAGCGCUCGCUCAGUUCUACAAGUCCGUAUAUGACCGAUAGUUGUUGCGGGGGUGGAUCGAUCAUUCCCUCGUCGAUUUUGAUCUGGAGGAGGUAUGCUUGUAGCGACCAUUUGAAGAUCGGAUUUGAGUGGAAUGGGAGGAAGAUGGAAGCUGGCCGGGUUCCAUUUGCGGAAGGUGUUGUGCGUGGUCCUGAUCAUCCACCUCUUCACCGAUGAAUGCUUGUCGAUUAACCUCGAAGGGUUGGCUCUGUUGCAAUUCCGGUCGAGAGUGGAAUCCGAUCCGUAUGGGGCAUUGGCAAACUGGAACCCCGGGGACAACAACCCGUGCAAUUGGACUGGCGUCCAUUGUCUUGAUGGUAAAGUAGUGACGCUGAACCUAAAAGAAUUUUCUUUGCGAGGCAUUUUGGCACCCGAGAUUGGAAAGCUGAGCCACCUGAGAACUGUUGUGCUUUACAAGAACAAAUUUUCUGGAGUCAUCCCCAAGGAAAUCGCAGGAUUAACCAUGUUGGAGCUGUUGGACUUGAGGAAUAACAUGCUAAAUGGAAUAAUUCCCAAGGAGAUAGGAGAAAUGCUAUCUCUGAAGCAUCUUCUGCUUUGCCAUAACAAAUUUCAAGGCAACACACACUGGAUUGAAAAUCCUGACUUGCACUUUGAUCUGAUGCAUGAUCAAAACCUUUCAUGCAACAAAGCUAAUGAUUUGGGACAUGUAAACCGCAAAGUUGGGAAUUGCUUCGGGGAAACUGGCUGGCAAAAACUGAAGAAAAUUAACUCCUUUCUGGUGCUGCUUAAUGGAAAAAUCAUACAAAUAUUUGAUACACCAAACAUAAGACUUUUGCCUUCAAGCAUCAGAUCUAAGGGACUUUCAGAUGGAAAUGAAAAAAGAAACAAUAAUCUGGCCACUGGUUUUGGCGGGCCAUAUGUAUUGUCAAAUGUACAUGAACAUACUGUUCGGCGUAGGCUGGCUGAAGAAACCAGGAAUCUCCAUGCUGCUCCUGGAAGUGAUGGCCCUCUAAAUCAAGUUGUCAGUGUUCCACCCACUGCAAGUGGUUCAUUUCCUGCAAUAAGAGAUAAAUCCAAACUAAAGCCAUCUCUAUCUCCUAUAUCUCCAAGCCUGCCACCCGUUUCUCCAUCUAUAGCUCAUCCUGAAUCAACACCAACUUCUGUGGUGAAUGAUCUUACAUCAAGUAGAAGAUCUGCAAUGUGGAAAUACAUUCUUGUUCUGCUUGUGGCUGCUUUAUUUCUUGCACUGGCAACAUGCAUAUUUUUAGUUUGCCACAGCAAGGGUGUGGCCACAAUAGGUCCGUGGAAAACUGGUCUAAGUGGUCAGUUGCAAAAGGCAUUUGUAACAGGGGUACCAAAACUAAAGUGCUCGGAGCUAGAAGCUGCUUGUGAGGAUUUUAGCAACAUCAUUUGCAGUCAUCCAAAUUUCAUCGUCUAUAAGGGAACAUUAUCAAGUGGGGUUGAGGUGGCAGUGGUGUCAACCAGUAUCACAUCUGUUCAUGAUUGGUCAAAGCAUUCGGAAAUGCUUUUCAGGAAAAAGGUAGAUACACUGUCUCGUAUAAACCACAAAAAUUUUGUCAAUCUCCUUGGUUACUGUGAAGAGGAUGUGCCUUUUAUGAGAAUGAUGGUCCUUGAAUAUCCGCCGAAUGGUACAGUUUAUGAGCAUCUUCACGAAGAAUUUGAGAAUCUUGAGUGGAGUGCUCGGAUGAGGAUAAUUAUGGGAACGGCCUACUGUCUCCAGCACAUACAUGAGCUGACCCCACCCAUAUCGCAUCCCAACCUGCUGUCAAGCACCAUCCUCAUAUCAGAAGAUUUUGCUGCCAAGGUGGCAGAUUUUAAUGUUUGGAAAGAAAUUAUUGCCAAGGGGAAGACACACGGAGCUGAAGAUCUUGAUGACUCUGAAACCGUGUCUGCUGAUCCUGCAAGCAAUGUAUAUAGUUUCGGUAUCCUGUUGUUAGAAAUAGUUUCUGGAAAGGUUCCACAUACCGGAGAACAAGACUCCCUUUUCAACUUGCUGAAACAACAGGCUGCAGAGUACGCGAAUGGCGACGGUGGCAUCGACUCAUUGCUUGAUCCUGCUUUGAAAUCCCACAAAGAUGAGGAACUGCGUAUCAUCUGUGAGGUCAUCCAAGAAUGCGUCAAUCCCGAUCCGUGCAAGAGGCCAACCAUGAAGGAAGUUGCCUCUAAAUUGAGUGAAGUGAUCUCGAUUACACCAGAAGCUGCUACGCCAAGACUUUGUCCGCUUUGGUGGGCAGAACUGGAGAUUCUGUCUGUCGAAGCGACUUAAUCUGGGAGUCGAAUCUCUUUGUAGAAUCAUCGUCAAAUUUGUGUAUAUCCAUGGUUAUCGUCUGGAGAUUGACCGUCCUUUCUUUUAGCCAGAGUGAUCCGUUCUAAAUUAGGGAUCUUGUGCAAUCUGUAAGCUUUGCGAGAGAUCAGAUGUUGGGUCUGGAUUACUAUGAACAUGAAUGUGUGUAAUCAUUGUACGUCCGAUUACUGCAGCUUGGUGCAUGAAUUCUCUUCUUUUAAA